Molecule: messenger RNA, 858 nt
Organism: Vicia faba (fava bean)
Lineage: Eukaryota; Viridiplantae; Streptophyta; Magnoliopsida; Fabales; Fabaceae
Source: the annotation of a GenBank genome assembly
AUGGAGUCUGGUCGUCUUUACUUUGAUACCUCUACUUGCCGUGGUAACAACAACAUGAACAUGCUCUUCCUUGGAAAUGCUGAUCUUGGUUUUCGAGUAGGAAGGUCAAUGAUGAGCAUGGAGGAAGGCUCGAAGAGGAGACCUUUUUUCAGCUCGCCGGAUGAACUGUAUGAUGAGGAGUAUUACGAGGAACAGUCGCCGGAGAAGAAGCGCCGCCUCACUUCCGAGCAGGUCCAUCUAUUGGAAAAGAGCUUUGAAGAAGAGAACAAACUUGAGCCAGAGAGGAAAACUCAAUUGGCCAAGAAGCUAGGGUUGCAACCUAGACAGGUGGCUGUAUGGUUUCAGAACCGUAGGGCUAGAUGGAAGACAAAACAACUUGAAAGAGAUUAUGAUGUUCUUAAGUCUUCCUAUGAGUCCCUUCUUUCAACAUAUGAUUCCAUUGUCAAGGAGAAUGAGAAACUCAAAUCUGAGGUGGUUUGCUUAAAUGAGAAGUUUCAAGUUCAAGGUAAGGAUAUGCUUGAAGAGCCUUUGUCGGAGAAGAAAGUCGAUCCACUUCCGGUGGAUAUCACUCAGAUUUUCGGCAUGAAGUUGGAUGAACACGUGAGUUCCGGAAGCGUUGGAAGCGCGGUGGUGGACGAGGGUAGUCCUCGUGUUGUUAUUGACAGUGUUGAUUCGUACUUUCCAGCUGACGACUAUGGUGGAUGUGUGGCCCCUAUCGAAAGAGUUCAAUCAGAGGAAGAUGAUGGAAGUGAUGAUGGGAGGUGUUGUUUUGAUGUGUUUGUUACAUCUGAAACUGAGCAACAAAACCAUGAAGGAGAAGGGUUGAAUUGGUGGGGUAAUAUGUAUUAUGUUGCAUGA